Molecule: messenger RNA, 2154 nt
Organism: Aphidius gifuensis
Lineage: Eukaryota; Metazoa; Arthropoda; Insecta; Hymenoptera; Braconidae
Gene: Sas-6
Product: spindle assembly abnormal protein 6 homolog
Exons: 3
Coding region: 88-2145 (685 amino acids)
Biological process (GO): centriole replication
Cellular component (GO): centriole; centrosome
Source: RefSeq, a predicted model, not a curated record
AUGAAUAAAUAAAUUUUUUCUUCAACAUAAUAAUAAUAUAAUUAAAUAUAGGUAAUUGUUGUGUUUAAUUUAAAAUAGUUUAAAAUCAUGAAUUUCAUGAAUAAUUUAUCGGGAAAUAGUAUGCAAACAAAUGACAGUGGUAUGCAAUUAAAUAAUGUCGAUGUUUUGUAUACAAAAGUACAACGUAUUUACAUAAAAUCAGAACGUAAAGAAGAACGUCAACGUGAUUUACGAAUUAAUGUUGAAAUUCAUGCUGGUAUUAGUCCAGUUUGUAGAAAAAGUUUGUGUUUACGUUUAUCUGAUGAUGAUGAUUCUUGUUUUUUGUAUUCGCUAAUGAUAAAUGAUGAAGAUUUUAAAAAUCUAAAAGCUGAUCAAAAUUUAUUAGUUGAUUUUGAUAAUUUUGCAACACAAUUAAUAUCACUUCUUGAUCAGUGUCAUGUACCAUCAACAGGUGCAUCAAAAGUACCACCAAAAUUUCUUCUUGAGUUGUAUGAAGAAAGAGGUGAAUGGUUUUGUCGUUUUGUUGAGCCAAAAACAAUUAAAAAUUUAUGUCAUUUAUAUUUAAAAAUAUCACCAGCAAGUGAUGAUGAUAUUAAAACUCAUAUGGCUGUUAAAAUUAAACAGCUAACUGAUAAUGUUAAUAAUAAAAAUCGUGAUAUUGUUAAUAUGGAAACGAGAUUAAAUUCAAUGAGUGAUGAGCUAGAUAAAAAAAUACGAGAGCUUGAUCAAUUUGAACAAAAAUAUUACAGUGAAAAGAGUCAGCUGGAGAUGCAAACAUCACAUCAAUUAAAAAUUGAAAAAGACAGAUUUACUCAGGCAAAAUUAGAAUGGCAAAGAACAAAUGAAAUUGAAAAAAUGGAACUUGAACGUCGAUACAAUGAUACAAUAAAACAAAUGGAAAUUGAGCUGGCAGAUGUAAAGUUACAAAAUUCAUCAUAUCGUGACAAACAAACAACACUUGAGUUAACAAAUUCUGAACAAUCAAAACGUUUACAGCUAAUUGAAAAUGAACUUACAAUAACACAACGUGAUUUAUCACAAUUACAAAAAACAAAUACAAAAUUAGAAAUUGAUUAUCAAGAACGUGAUAAAUUAUUAAAUGAUUCACGUACAAAAGUUGCUGUACUUGAGCAAGAAUUAAAAGAUAAAAAUUUAUUGAUAAAUGAGCAUAUUGAAACAAUAAAAAGUACAAAAGAACAAAAGAAAAAAUUAGAAGAUAAAUUAAAUGACAGAGAUAGCCAAUUACAACGUAAAGAAAAAAAUUUAAAUAUGAUACAUGAUGAUUUAAGAAGAUCAAGUGAUGAAACACAUAGAAUGCAAAAUAAAAUAUCAAUGUUAGAUGAAAAAAUAAGAAGAAGAGAAUCAACAUUAGAAGAACAACAAAAGCUAUUAGAAACAAAACAAAAAGAAAUUGUACAAUUAUCAUUAAAAAUUGAUGAAAACAUAGAAGAAAGAAAACAAAUGAAAGCUGAAAUUGAUUCACAAAAAUCAAAAAUUAAAUUAUUAGAAACAACAAUUGGAGUACAAGAAAAGAAGAUCAAAGAUGAUUCAACUCUUAUUGAUUAUUUACAUCGUAAAACAAGUGAUAAUCAAUCACCAAUUAAUCAAGUGCCAUUAACACCAAUUAAUAUUGGAUCACAAUUUCAAUUAACAAUACCAAGACAAACUAAAUUUGACCAAAUUAAUUCUCGAAGUACAUUUACACCAUCAGCAACAACAGCAGCAGCAGCAACAACACCACCAGUAGCUGCAUCAACAACACCACAUUAUACAGGAACAUUAAAUUCUGGUUUUGGUAUUAGAAAUACAACUUCAACAAGUACAAAUGUCAAUCAAACAUCUAAAAAUUUAACAUCAAGAACAAUUGGUCUUACAUCUGAUACACCUGGUCUUGGUACAUUUAGUAGACCUGAAUUUAUAACAAAUACAAGUACACCAAUUGAACGUAUGAAUAUUUAUCAAAAAAUACCAAAUCGUACUGAAAUUACAAAUAAUAAUCAACAUAAUAAUGACAACAAUACACCAUCAACAAAUGAUAAUAUUAAAACAAAAAAUACUAUUACAUUUGCUGGUGGAUUAUUGAGAAGAAAUAUUGUUGAUAAGCCAUUAUUACCAUCUGCAUAUUUUCCAAAAACAAUGCAUUGAUUUAUUUAA